AUGGUCAAAGCCGUCGUUGCUGGCGCCUCUGGCGGCAUUGGACAGCCCCUCUCUCUGCUGCUGAAGCUCUCCCCGCUUGUCGACGAGCUCGCCUUGUACGACGUCGUCAAUACCCCGGGUGUCGCGACCGAUCUGUCUCACAUCUCGUCCAACGCCAAAACCACAGGCUACCUUCCGCCAAACGAUGGCGCCAAGACGGCCUUCAAAGAUGCCGACAUCAUCAUCAUCCCGGCCGGCAUUCCCCGCAAGCCUGGUAUGACUCGCGAUGACCUCUUCAACAUCAACGCCGGCAUCGUCAAGGGCCUGAUUGAGGUUGCCGCCGAGGUUGCGCCCAAGGCUUUCAUCCUCGUGAUUUCCAACCCCGUCAACUCGACCGUCCCCAUCUCUGCUGAGGUUCUCAAGACGAAGGGUGUCUUCAACCCCCAGCGCCUCUUCGGUGUCACCACCCUCGACAUCGUCCGCGCCGAGACCUUCGUCGCCGAGAUUGCCGGCAAGGCCAACCCUCAGCAGCUCACCGUCCCCGUCAUUGGCGGACAUUCUGGCGAGACCAUCGUCCCGAUCUUCAGCAAGGUCGAUCCUCCUGUUACGAUCCCCGAUGACAAGUAUGACGCCCUGGUCAACCGCGUCCAGUUCGGCGGUGACGAGGUCGUCAAGGCCAAGGACGGUACUGGAUCCGCCACCCUCUCCAUGGCCUACGCUGGCUACAGAUUUGCCGAGAAGCUCCUCAAGGCUGCCAAGGGCGCCAAGGGCCUCGUCGAGCCCAGCUAUGUCUACCUCCCGGGUGUCCCGGGUGGCAAGGAGAUCCAUGAGAAGGUUGGGGUUGACUUCUUCUCGGUCCCCAUCGAGCUUGGGCCCAAUGGUGCUGAAAAGGCCAUCAACAUCCUGGGUGAUAUCACCGACAAGGAGAAGACCCUGCUCGAGGCGGCAGUCAAGGGCCUGAAGGGCAAUAUUGAGAAGGGCAUCUCGUUCGCCCACAACCCCCCUCAAAAGUAA
This is a messenger RNA of Canariomyces notabilis, 993 nucleotides long. Its product is annotated as malate dehydrogenase. The transcript has 7 exons. Gene Ontology annotation, biological process: malate metabolic process; tricarboxylic acid cycle. Bases 1 to 993 code for a protein of 330 amino acids. The record is from RefSeq and is a predicted model, not a curated record. Gene Ontology annotation, molecular function: L-malate dehydrogenase (NAD+) activity. Gene Ontology annotation, cellular component: cytoplasm; cytosol. Lineage: Eukaryota; Fungi; Ascomycota; Sordariomycetes; Sordariales; Chaetomiaceae.